CUAGUGGUUCAUUUUGGCAAAUACUACUUCGAGUGCCGAUACGCAGUGAAGAAGCACGUUCGUUCCGGUUGGUGGAAAAAAAAUCAUAAUUCGUUCUUACUUUAUCGUUUUUAUUCUCAGGUGUAAUUUGGCCGAUAUUUUGUCGGUCAUUCCUCAAGGCAGCGUUGGAUUCGUGCUCACAUUACUCCGGCUGUGGAACAGGCGUUAAACUUAGCUCCAGGGAUUUUUAGACUAUGAUCAAGUGGCUGGGUGGACGCUGAAUGUGAAUCUUUUACCCACCGAUAUUGGGACGACUUCUAUUCUCAUGAAACAAUCAGAUCAGACUAAGGCAAACCAUGUCUGUAAACAUCACCACCACCACACCCAUGAUCAGUGAUGACGCUGAGACAGGAGGCUACGAUGGCACCCAUCCCGCACUCCUGACAAUGUACAUCUUCAUCGCCCUUCUAGGAGUCAUCGGGAAUGGUCUUGUCAUCUUCGUCCUUUUCCGUGUUCCGUCUCUACGGUCCUUUACCAACGUCCUCAUAACCAACCAAUCCGUCAUUGACUUCACAAGUAGCAUCUUCUUCUUCUUUCUUUACGUAACACCGAAACCAAAGUUGCCCGUCCAGCCGCAAUUCGCGAUGUUCGUAUGCAAGUUCUGGUACUCUGAAUAUCCACUGUGGUCCAUCUCAGUGGCGUCUACGGUCAAUCUGGUGUGUCUGACUGUUGAACGAUACUUUGCUGUGAUCCAUCCUCUCAAAUACAGGAAUCGGUUCACCAUAAAACGUGCGAGGUUACUAUGCUUGUUGCCUUGGAUAAUCGGUCUUCUGCAUGAGAUACCGUGGAUGAUGGUCCAUCAGAUUACCGGUGGCCUCUCUCUUGAUGAAAACAAUAAUACCAUAGACACCCGUGGUUGCCAGGCCACGUGGCCAGAUGAACCGGAAGGCUUGCAGAAGGCAUUUGGUUGCAUCGUCUUUAUUGAUCACUACUUGGUGCCUUUGACCAUCAUGGUGUAUGUUUACAUUCGCAUCGUGGUUCGUCUCCGGGCAGACAUGCCAAGCUUACGAAUGGGGGUGUCAUCUUCCAAUGUUACCGCAUCAAGGAGAGAGAAUAAAGAUGGAAGUGAUGUGCGAAAGUCAUCCAGUGUAAAACUCCCUUCGCAACCUCGGCGCCGGUUCGCCAUCAUGGCCUCGCGGAGUGUCCUUAAAACCAUGGUCAUCGUAUCUUUAGCUUACCUGAUCUGCUGGGGGCCUAAUGAAGUCCUCUACCUAGUUUUCAACCUCGGGGUCCCCGUUGACUUUACAAGCGUAUACUAUUACACAACUGUUAUUUUUGUGUUGUGCAAUAUGUGUUUAAAUCCCAUCAUCUAUGCUUUUCAUUACGGAGAGUUACGGCGGGGUGUCAUAUUGGCGUGCCACUGUUGUGCUAGGAAGAUACCGGUCUCAUCAAGAACGACCAUGCAAAGUCGAAGUUACAGUUUAAAUGCAAAUGGAAGCAGUAAUGAUGCAUAUGAACAGUCUCAUAAUAACAAGGUCUGAUGCGACUAACGUCAGUCUAUGCCUUACUGGAACUCUUUAUAUGCCAAAGUCCCAUAUCUUUCGAUUUAGUUCGUACCGAUGCUUUUGUAAUGGAUAAUGAACUUAUAAGAACCAUUGCUCGCGAUGCUUAUUCCAUUGCAGAUUUGUAUGUUGAAUCAAGGAAAAAUCGUAUCAACAUCAAAUCUAAUAGCUGUAUAUCUUCUAAACACGUUUGAUUUUGUUCAUGUCAUUAAUGUUAAAUUUGUAAAGCGGACUUCUGAUAACUUUUCUGAUGUAAAGAAUCCGUCUGAACGCAAUCGUGAAAACUUGAACCAUGCAUACAAUGUGCCUAGACGGACGAGACAAUGGGUCAGAUGCAUAAAAGGUAGCAAUUGCUUCAAGCACACGCAAUAGCAACGUCACGCUAGCAAACAGGACUCACAGAAAAGGCAGGAUUCGAACGCAAAGGUGUGGCAGUGCAAAAAACCCGCUUCUUUCUGAUAACAUCUUUUCCCUAGACGCGUUGUCAAACUGACUUGUUUCUUUUUGAUGAAUUUGUAUAUUGUGUUUGCUCAUAUUAUGAAAAAAACCCUGUACAUUAAUGCUACGGUACACCUUGGAUUCUCUCUUAGAUGCAUAAACAUGGUUUUAAAAAAAACGCGAAAGCCCUGAUCAAGCAAACGGUCAAACUGCUCUGACGGAGCUUGAAAAACAUCAAGCAAGUGUAUAAACACGCAAGCAAAAUGUUCGCUUUAUGCUUACGCCUUUUGAACAAAAGCUUAAUCAUCAAGGAAAUGAUAGCAGUCAGUAAGCAACUGUUUGAACCAACCAGCAAAAGCCCAGCAAAAGCAAUUGCUACUUGUAUGCAUAUGACCCAUUGUGAGUUGUGACUCAUUCAGACAGUUAAACGGUAUUUUCACAUGGCACAUCAUAGGGUCGGUGUUGCUGAUAUGACAAUAUUAUCAGUAAAGAUAUAUAAACAUUAUAGGUAAUCUCACUUUUCCAAUAAAGUUUCAAAACUGAAAUAAGAAAAGCGAGCCUACUACAAAAUAUGAAUAUUAAAGUCAAAUUGACGCGAACCAAAGAAUUAGUAUGGCAUGGACAUUCGACAUAGCUAAACAUUUUGCUCACAGUGUAGGUCUAUGUAUCUCACGGUUUUAUGUUCACUGUGUUAUUAUCACCUGCUUUAAUGCCAAAGAAAUAUUCCAUUCUCCUUACCUGAAAUUAUGGAAAGUCAUCAUUACCCAAUUUUAGAUAUAUUAGGUUUUGUCAGUGGCAAAGAUAAUGUGCGAAGUCGAACCUUUGCUGUUUGAGACAAAUUUGGCUACCCUAAUUAAACCGAGAUUAGACAGACCUUGUGCUUUGAUAUAAAAAAAAGUUCUGAAUAUUCGCCGAUGUAUUGAUGAAUGUCGGCCGACUAAUAAGUGUAACUAAUUUCAUUGGUCAUUUUUACCAAAUUAUCAGUUAACACGAACAACAAUUUUUAGCAACUUUGUGGUCGGACACAAUAUUGAUAAUUCUUUCAAUGGUAGAAACUGUAGAUACUCUUGUUCUUGUUGGUGCACAUGUACUAUAAAACAACUCCCUGUUGAAGCUCAUUUGUCAUUAAUAAUUUAUUUCAAGCAUUCUCCUCUGCAUUAAGCUCAAGUUUACACGUGCCUUGAUUGUUGUAAUGGUAGCUUUUUUUUGGGGGGGGUGGUUGAUCUUGUUUACACGCGCUCACUAUACAUGCUAUACGCCAUUAAUGUCUUUGCUAAAAUCUAUCUGAAUUUUGAAGGUGAACAUUAUAAGUAGAUUACAUAAUGCUCUUACGCACCCUUAGGCUCGCUUAAUGUGUUAAAUGUUACCCAAAUCUACGAACAAGACAUACACCUUCUUUGGUAAAUGGUGUUACUUAAUGAUAAAAAACAUCUAAAGUAUAGAUUUCUAGCGCUAUAUCUGUUUAAAAUGACACUUUUUAUAAAGGGAACAUAGUUAGCAACCAACAAAGUAAGUAUAAAUCCUUUGGUUAUACAUUAUACAAAUAUUCAAUGUUAAUGAGUGCGAUCAUUCCGAAUAUUACAUGAGCGUGCAAGUUCAAGUCAGCUAUUCAACGACGCGAAUCAGAGUUAAAUAGACUGUUUCAACUUGCACAGACUGUAAUAUUAGGAUGGUUGCACGAAUGACAAAACAUUGAAUAUUUUUUUAUACAGCACACGACUUGAAGAUAUAGUCUUGACCAAAUAACCCAAAAUAGAUCGAAAGUAUUAGGCCUGUGAAGGAACGUACAGGGCUAGGAGUCCGGUCUACUCGAAGCUAUCUUUAACCUUUUAUUUUGCUUGAUAUUUUUUAAAAAAUCUGCGCGUGGUGUAUGUAAUGCAGAGAUGCGGUUACGCUCAUGCAAUUAUUGGGGAGGCGCAAGCCAUUGUUCGCGCAUUUAUUGAGUUUGGAGCUAUUGCACUCGCUUUAGCGUGUAAUAGUCGACUAUUGCACGGCUGGCUCUCUUACUGGACCGUGCAAUAGUUGACUAUUGCACGGGUAUCAUGUUUUUUUUUGUUUUUGCAUGCUAUAGCUGAUUUCUCUGAAUGUCGUGUGACGCGUAUUCAUCCAAUCAGCUGUAAAGGAUAUAUCUAUGUGUUGUAUAAAACGAAAUAGUGUCUAUCAUUAAGCUAUGUUCAAACAACUUGCUGAGCUGGCAGGCAGAAUCGGCAUUUCGUUGCUAGACUAAGAGCGAUUACA
This is a messenger RNA of Lytechinus variegatus (green sea urchin), 4217 nucleotides long. RefSeq names its product somatostatin receptor type 2-like. Gene Ontology annotation, biological process: G protein-coupled receptor signaling pathway. Lineage: Eukaryota; Metazoa; Echinodermata; Echinoidea; Temnopleuroida; Toxopneustidae. Gene Ontology annotation, molecular function: G protein-coupled receptor activity. The record is from RefSeq and is a predicted model, not a curated record. The transcript is spliced from 2 exons. Gene Ontology annotation, cellular component: membrane. The coding region runs from base 336 to 1520 and encodes 394 amino acids.